Molecule: messenger RNA, 363 nt
Organism: Puccinia graminis f. sp. tritici CRL 75-36-700-3
Lineage: Eukaryota; Fungi; Basidiomycota; Pucciniomycetes; Pucciniales; Pucciniaceae
Exons: 4
Coding region: 1-363 (120 amino acids)
Source: RefSeq, a predicted model, not a curated record
AUGGCACUUUGGGAAACGUACUCGAGUUCGGCCAAGAUAACGUGCCUGAUUUUCCUAUCCAAAGAGGCUUCUUCGAAAGCACAAUCAACCCCAGUUCUUUCAGCAGAGUCUUCAGUUUUUGAAAACAAGCCCUUCAAGGAGAACAAUAGGCCAGUCGCCAUCUGCAACCAGUAUCUGUGCUAUCAGCAACUGAGGUGUACUCGGCGAUCUUUUGAGAUUGAAGUUGGAGGCUUUCAGAAAUCGCUUGAUCAGUUGAUCCCUUGUAACUUGAAGCCCAAAUUUGUUGUUGAAGAGGUUCAAGAAGCAACCGGGGUGGGUGAUGAGAAGUUUGGGGUGGUCGGUCCGGAUAGGGACCCAAUUUAG